Linum trigynum is the source of this 393-nucleotide messenger RNA. NCBI's taxonomy places the organism in Eukaryota, Viridiplantae, Streptophyta, Magnoliopsida, Malpighiales, Linaceae. The record is from the annotation of a GenBank genome assembly.
AUGCCGUCAGCGACUAGAUCCAAGUCUCUCCAUGCCUCAUCUUUGGCCAGCAACAUCAGAUCGAGCUUGCAUGUUGCCUCACCAGUCGAUGACUCCUCCGGCCUUAGCUUCUCUCCUACUCUCGUUGAAAUCGCCAGCCUCGAGGACGGCGUUUCCUCCUUAUCAGUAUCGACCCCAAGCUUUCCCUAUCGCCACCACUCGCCGAAGAGGGGCGCCGCCGGCGCUAGUCAAAGCCCCAAUUUUGGGAGAACGACGAGGCAGUUCUCGAGGGGGAAAACUGGCGCCACGGUGCUGGUCAAAGGCUCAAAGCAGUGGGGGAGGGGGAAAAGGCCAGAGAGCGGGCGGAGGAAGAAGAAGAAGAGGCGAAAGCCAUUUUAUUAUAUUGGGCUAUAA